Messenger RNA from Vombatus ursinus (common wombat), 7884 nucleotides. RefSeq names its product IKAROS family zinc finger 2 (gene IKZF2). NCBI's taxonomy places the organism in Eukaryota, Metazoa, Chordata, Mammalia, Diprotodontia, Vombatidae. The record is from RefSeq and is a predicted model, not a curated record. Gene Ontology annotation, biological process: regulation of transcription by RNA polymerase II. The transcript is spliced from 8 exons. Bases 90 to 1673 code for a protein of 527 amino acids. Gene Ontology annotation, molecular function: RNA polymerase II cis-regulatory region sequence-specific DNA binding; DNA-binding transcription factor activity.
UAGAAGAAGCUGAGGUCUCCCGACAGAGCUGGAAAUGGUGAUGAAUCUUUUUUAGUCAAAGGACAAUUUCUUUUCACUGCACUUUGACUAUGGAAACAGAGGCUAUUGAUGACUAUAUAACAUCAGGUGACAAUGAGCUUUCACCUGAAAGGGAACACUCCAAUAUGGCAAUUGACCUCACCUCAAGCACACCCAAUGGACAGCAUACCUCACCAAGUCACAUGACAAGCACAAAUUCAGUAAAGCUAGAAAUGCAAAGUGAUGAAGAGUCUGACAGGAAACCCCUGAGUCGGGAAGGAGACAUCAGGGGCCAUGAUGAAGGUAGCAGCCUAGAAGAACCCAUUAUUGAGAGCAAUGAUGUGGCAGACAACAGAAAAGUCCAGGAGCUUCAAGGCGAGGGAGGAAUCCGGCUUCCGAAUGGUAAACUGAAAUGUGACGUCUGUGGCAUGGUUUGCAUUGGGCCCAAUGUGCUUAUGGUACAUAAAAGGAGUCACACUGGUGAGCGCCCCUUCCACUGUAACCAGUGUGGAGCUUCUUUCACUCAGAAGGGCAACCUACUGAGACAUAUUAAGUUGCACUCUGGGGAGAAGCCGUUCAAAUGUCCCUUCUGCAGCUAUGCCUGUCGGAGAAGGGACGCCCUCACAGGACACCUCAGGACACACUCUGUGGGUAAACCUCACAAGUGCAACUACUGUGGACGGAGCUACAAACAGCGCAGUUCACUGGAGGAACACAAGGAACGUUGCCACAAUUAUCUUCAGAAUGUCAGUAUGGAGGCUUCUGGGCAGGUCAUGAGUCACCAUGUCCCUCCUAUGGAAGAUUGUAAGGAACAGGAGCCUGUGAUGGACAACAAUAUUUCUCUGGUGCCUUUUGAGAGACCUGCUGUCAUAGAGAAGCUGACAGGGAAUAUGGGAAAACGUAAAAGCUCCACCCCACAGAAAUUUGUGGGAGAGAAGCUCAUGAGAUUUGGCUACCCAGAUAUUCACUUUGAUAUGAACUUAACAUAUGAGAAAGAGGCUGAGCUGAUGCAGUCUCACAUGAUGGACCAAGCCAUCAACAACGCAAUCACCUACCUUGGAGCUGAAGCACUUCACCCUCUGAUGCAGCACACACCAAACACAAUUGCAGAGGUCGCCCCAGUCAUCAGCUCAGCUUAUACUCAGGUCUAUCAUCCUAACAGGAUAGAAAGGCCCGUUAGCAGGGAAACCUCUGACAGUCAUGAGAACAACAUGGAUGGCCCCAUUUCUCUAAUCAGACCAAAGAGUCGACCCCAGGAAAGAGAGGCCUCACCCAGCCAUAGCUGCCUGGAUUCUACUGACUCAGAAAGCAGCCAUGAUGAUCGCCAGUCCUACCAAGGAAACCCUGCCUUAAAUCCCAAGAGGAAGCAAAGCCCAACUUACAUGAAGGAGGAUGUCAAGGCUUUGGAUGCCACAAAGGCUUCUAAGGGCUCUCUGAAGGACAUCUACAAGGUCUUCAAUGGAGAAGGAGAACAAAUUAGAGCCUUCAAGUGUGAGCACUGCAGAGUCCUAUUCCUAGACCAUGUCAUGUACACAAUUCACAUGGGUUGCCAUGGUUAUCGGGACCCGUUAGAAUGCAACAUCUGUGGCUACCGAAGCCAGGACCGUUAUGAGUUCUCAUCACACAUUGUACGAGGGGAGCACACAUUCCACUAGGCCUUUUUCUUUCCAAAGGGGACCCUUAUGAAGUAAAGAACUGCACAUGAAGAAAUACUGCACUUACAAUCCCACUUCCUCAGACAUUAACUUAACCUUUUUAAAAAAAGAAAAGAAAAAGAAAAAUUAUUACAGUCAAUAAUUUUUAUUUUAUGGACCCAGUCUCAUUUGCUCUACCUGACUAUCAGGAAGGAAAAGAGGGAGGGAGGGGACGGGGUAAUUGCUUUGUUUUCUUUUGUCGCUUGGCUUAUUUUGUGGGAAUUGAAGGGCAGUUCACUUUUGCAAUGGUUGGCUGUAAGUUAUAUCAUGCUUUGAAAAAUCACUCAGCUCACAUUAGGUUCAACUAAAAGAGGAUGAUCUCCAUUUUUAGGAUGGUGAUAUUGGACAGGAAAGUGGAGAGUUUUCAUAGUAAGACUUUGUCUUAACAAUAGUAAAAAAAAAGAGUAUAAGGAAUUUUUACUCUCUAAAAAAGAAACGUUUUGAAAAUAUAAAUUGUUUUUCUGUAAAGAUCUUUGAUCAUAAAUCAAACACAAUGUUCUUUUCAAUGAUACUUCCUAGGAUGAGCUAUGGUCAUGGGUUCUGUGUUUACUUCCCUUUCUGGAAUUUCUAAUACAAUCUAUAGAACAUUGUACCACUUAGCAGUUUCAUAUUACAAGUGGUUAGGACCACCUACAGUACUUUUGAAAUCCUACUAUCUUAUUUUUCUAAACUAAAGAAGCACCUUUUUAGACUUGCUGUUUUUCCAUAGUUUUGGGGACUGGCGUUUUGUAGACACCCUGACAGCCUUACUUUUAAUAUGUUUUAUGAUUAAUAUUUUUAUCUGGUUUUCAGAGUAAUACAGCUUAGGAGUGGCUAUGAGGCAGUAGUUUUCUGGAGGGGUUCUGCUGCUCUUUGAAAAAAAAUUAAGGUAUAAACUAUGUCCUGAUAGUAGAAUACGCUUGGUUUUUUUUUAAGAUAUGUAUUCAAUUGUCAUCUUAUCAGCAACAGUGUUAAACCAGUCAGUAGCAUCCACUAUUAAGGCUGACACUAGGGAGAACACUAGAAACCUCUUUUCUGGUAGUGUAUUAGUUUGUUAAAUCUUCAACUACCCGGUAUUCUGCUCCAUAGUCAACUCUUUUAAGACUUUGCCUACUGUCUCUUUCUAUUCUAUAAAACUCCAAAGGUCAAUGCUGAGUUUGACCUGAAUGUGGUUAUUUAAAAAAAAAAUCAAAAACAUGAAGUAUACCUAGUACUGAUACCAACUGUGGCUAUUUUUUCUGGAAUUUUUUCCUCCCAGUGUUGAUAUUUACCACAUUUAAGUUGAGGAAAAAGGAAACUGCUCUGCAAUAUUUUGGUUGGGCUGCAGAUUAAAAAUAUAAUAAUAAAGUUCACUUUCACCCUUUCUUUGACCCUAUAUAGGGAUGGAAUUAUUAGUUAGGUGAUCUCUAAGCCAAAAUCACUUGCUUCCUAUGUACUAAUCCCUUUCAACAACUAUUUCCCCUGUUGCUUAGACUCUUGAGAUAUGAACUAUAAGCCUUUAACAUCCUACUUUCCUGCUCUCUAUCUAUGCUUACUAUAGAUCGACAUUUUGCAUAGGUGGAUGUUUUUUGUAUUUAUGAGGGUGCUAAUUUUAUUCAACACAGUCCAACAGUUUUAGAAGGGAACAGCUGAGUGGUAUAGUGAUUAAAGUUUUUGUUUGUUUGUUUGUUUUUACAGGGACAUGCUUGGCAGAUAGAACAUGUAGUCUCUGUUUAGUAAGGAAUGAGUUGGAUAGUGGUCAGAUUAUACCUGAUGGCCAUUUUUGACAUGAAAUAUCAUCAAGUAGUAAUUGAUGAGUACUGUAGAAGUGCAUCACAUAUAAUGCAGCACAAUACAUUUCUUCUUAUAGUACAAUGUGAGAAUGAUCAAGAAUAGAGAAACCUGAACGUGAAUAGGACUCAGAUAUAAAAAGCUGCUCUGUAUUACUCAACUCAAUUUUCCAUUUUAUCUUCUACUUCUUAUCUAGAUAGUUUCUAAGUGCUCAUGCAAAUAGAGUUACAUAGGACUAGGGAGAAUUGGUUACAACUCACCGCUUCCUUCUCAUCUUUUUCCCCCCCAGACCUUGACAAAACUAAUAUAUUGGUAAUGACCACUUAUCUUUUAAUCCAAAAAGUAUCCAUUAGAAUAUGAAUGAGAAACACAUUAGAAUAUUAGCUGUAUCAUUUCUUCUUUGCUUCAUGGUACGUUGUGAACAUCAAUUUUAUUUUGCUAUAAGAUCUUGUACAAUGAGCCACCAAAGAAAAAAUAAUCUAUUUAGCAAUUAUCACUUGUUUUUUCUCCUAAUUCUUCCUGAUUUUGUUUUUCUUUUUUCCAUUUCACUUUUCUGGAGAAGACAAGUGACCAAUAGUUAACAGUAUUGUGGGGGUUGGGGGGUAUUUGUGAUGAUGAUAAUUUGCUUUUAAAGAAGCACUUUGGCAACAACUAAUAUUCUAAGAGCUUAAUUUAUUUGGAAAUUUCUGCUGACACCACUUGUGAAUUUUCCUGCUUUUUUUCUGUCAGUUCAUUACAUCACCUGCAGACAUAUGUUUUGGGAAUAAACAGACGACCACAAAGAAUUUUAUAGAGGCCUCCCAAAUCACUCAUGCUCUACUUUACCAUUCCUUUUAGUUUGUGUUCUUGAGAAUAUGUCUGUUGCAGGCAUAUACUUUUAUCCUUAGCCUAAAUGGAUAGGGAUCUACAGUAUGAAGAUGGUAUUGGCUUAAGUAGAGACAGUGGCAAAUAGAGAGACAGGGUCAUUGCAGAUUUUGUAGGUAAAAAAUACUUUGGGAGAAGUAGCGCUAUGGGAAAAGUCUCCGAAAGGUUCUAUUUAAUUAUGGCAUUUUCUGUAAAGAAAAUGUGAAAGGUUGUGACUAAAUGUAGAUGUGACAAUUAGAUACCAAAUAAUCAGGUAGGAAAUUUUAUUAUAGGCAUUGUUUACAUACAGUUUAUUUCAGUGAAAUAUCACAGAAUGUACUGAAGAGAAUUAUGGGCAGUUUUCUGUACUUCCUUUUUUGGCAAAAUUUCAGACAUUUGUAAAAGUUGAUCUAUAUUCAUUUGAUUCCAGUUCUUAUUUCAGAAGAGAAAUAAUGUGCCAGAGCCAGGACAAAGGAAGGUUUGGUUGUGCCUGAGGCAAGGUUUGAAAACGGCACCCUUGUGUGUUACAAUCUAAGCAAAACUUUGAGUUUCAUUGUACCACAUGGGACUUAUCUUAUGGAAACAGGUACAUGCCGUUUUUAGUAGGGUUUCCUGGUAUUAAAAAUGGGCAUUUAUGAAAAGUAAUAUUAAAAACCUCAAUCACCAACCUGACCACCUCCACAGGUUGCACCAUAGGCAGCUACCUACUUUGUGCCCCAUCCCUCCCACAGCCCUUGCUGUGUGCUUCCUAUGUGGCGACCGGUGAUAAAUUCCUCUAAAAAGAAAAUUAUAGUUGGGCUAUCAACAAGUGAAAGUCAUUAGCAAGCUAAUUCAAAGAGAUUUUGUACUGUUAAAAAAAUUAAUUGUUUAGAGUUUUCUUGAAGUAGAAAAUGGAAUUUAUUCCGAAUAGGAUUUAUACCUAGCUGCAAAGUAGGAAGUGUCUCUCCUGCAUAGGAACAGUUGGUGAGCAUGAGUCGUGGUCACUGGAUUUUUUUAGAUAUGAAUGAGGGAAAUAGACUUUGAUAAGAAUUUUUUAAAAUCUUUUGAUAUGCAAACGCAGUUAUCAGUGUUGGGAAAAUAUACAUGGAAAAAGAAAAACAACAUUGUGGCUGAUUCCUGAGAUGUUUAAUUUUUUUCUCUCUCUUUAAUUUGCUAGACUAUGACAAAAAAGCACUGAAGGAACUUCUCUUGGCAUUCAAAACUUUCAUGAACUCCUCUUUAGAAUCAGUAGUGAGUGUUCAGGUAUUCCAGUCACUGACUUAUAGAAAUGAUUUUAUGCAAGAGCAGCUUAUUACACAUAUCCAAAUGUUUAAAUAAGGUUGGCCUCCUAAGGAGAGUCCAUAAAAAAGGAAAGAAAUGAGGAACCAUAUUUCCCUGUUGGUGUGUGGAAAAGAGAGAGGAAUUCAUUAGUAAGUUUGGUCAACUUUUAUCUAGAGUAUUAGUAUCUCAGCUACUUUUCAGAAAAUCAUGCAAUAUCUGUUGCUGUUUACAAGUGAAAAACAGAAUUUAUACCAGAGAAAAUGUAAUACCUUCUAAAUAAUGUUUGAUGUUAUUUAAUUCACAUCACCUCUAAAUCACUCCCUGGGGUGUUGAGGACAAAAGCAAAAAGAAGUACCAAAAGAAACAAACAAAAAAGUCUAGCAGCUAUUACAACCAAAACAUAAUUACCAUGAGAAAGAUUUAAUAUAUUUUCCAAAACUAUGGAUUGUUUGCUGUGGAUAAAAGAAUGAGUAGCAUUUGUGAAACUGUAGUUAAAACCUUUUUUUUUUUUCCUGUGGGUUAUAUUGCUCUGUCUAAAUUCUCUACUUUUAUAUGAUUUUUCAUGAGAACUGUGUGAAUGAGGCAGAUCCUAAAAUAGAAAACUCUCCAACAGGAACCCCAAAGAAAAGAAUUGAAUUAAAAAUCAUGUUGGUUUUUUCUGUAUUUUUUUCUAAUAGUUUCAAUAGAUAUUUGAGCAUUUUUGUUUUUUUAAACCCUGGAUUUCUAUAAAUUAAUCGAACUCUAUAGUAACUGGAAUCUAAACAUACUGAAAUUUAAUGUAUUAAAUAUUUCUAAAAUUUAAUUAUAUUUGUGCCUUUCAGAAUACAUUUAGAAAGUCAGUUAUCUAAGUAUCGGUCUAGACAGCUUUAAUAUAUAUUUUUUUAAAAUCACUUAAAAACUGAGCACCAUGUAUUUCAGCCUUGUAAAAAUAGGACAAAACUGCUAUGGUAACAUAUGCUUACAGAUGCAGAGACUUAUUGCUCAACUGUCUAAAGAAAAUAACUUUCAAAACAUUUUUGAGUAUCUCUUAUGAAAUUUGAUGGUAUUUCGGAAUGACCACUACCUACUAGAUUGUGCAGAUGAGAUUUGAGGUGGAGAAAAAAAAACUUAGCUGUGAAAUAUUAUGCUGUGUGAUUUUUUUUCCAGGAAGAAUGAGUUCAGUAAUAAUAAGGUUUUAUUAGUUUAAUUCUUUGUUGAAAUAAAAUGCAGUAUUGUGUUGAUACUCUUAGCAAUGGACUAGUAUUCUAGUCUCCUAACUGAUUGUUAGUAGAAUAAUCUUAAAUAAUCUUAAAAAGUCAGGUAAUUCACAGUCCUUGAACAAAACUGAAUAGAGCAGUCAGAUCACAUUGUUAUUUUCCAAAAUACAAGGUCAGUGGAUGAUAUAUCAUGGUUAUAUGUUUAUCUGCUGUAGGUUUGUUUUAAAAAUGAGCUGCUGAUUAUAAGAAACUAACAAACUAUGACCAAGAAGCUGUGAUAUGCUAACGUUCCUCCGCAUCAUAGUACAUUGUUAGGCCAAAAUAAAAUGACCUGAUAAAUUUUUAUUAUUCUUACAGAAAUUUAAAAUUGACAUUUCCAUAUGGUAUUUAAGAAAAAUUCUCUUUCUGCCCAUUUAGACUUCUCUUGCAGUACUGUAAGUUUGUGGUAAUCACAUGCACUUUCUGCCUGGGAACAUAUUCACAAUUCUAUUUAUGGGUACUUUUCCCAUACAACACUGUAUAUGUGUGUUCUCUGUAUAAAUUUGUGAAUUAAUCUUUAUCCCAUACAAAGAGUGGUACAAGGAUAACUAGUUUUCUGUGGUUUUCUUUUUAUUGUGAAUAAAAUAUAAAAUGGAAAGGCCCUCUGCUAAGCAACACAAAGUACAGAUAUGACUUCAUGUAGGUACAAAUAAGCCAGCUUGCAGUGAAUUGGGCCCUUCAGAUUACCUCAAGUGACACACAGUAAGAAAAGCUUCGUGAACAGGGGGUAGAGGUCACUGAAUCCCCUACUAUGCACUUACCAGGAUUUGACAUUACUUACUGGAAAUGGAUAUUUUGUUUUUCGUUGUUUGGUUGUUGUUAUUGUUUUUCUGAAUACACUGUACAAGGGAAGGACUUGGGUUUUGUUUUUUUUGUUUUGUAGUAGCUAAAAUUCUGAAACUGUGAUCAACAAUUUAAAUAACUGUCAAGCACUCUUGGCUCUUGAAUAUGUUCACUUCCUGUUCCAUGUAGCAAAGUUCUCUUUAUUGUCUCUGUGUUAAAUUAUGUAAAAUCUCAUCCUAUUUCUGUCUCUUUUACCUCAGUUUAAAGACUAGGCUACCUAUUUUUUUUUUCAAUUAUUUCCA